This is a messenger RNA of Artibeus jamaicensis (Jamaican fruit-eating bat), 2878 nucleotides long. It is a transcript of the gene ENTPD3, whose product is annotated as ectonucleoside triphosphate diphosphohydrolase 3. Gene Ontology annotation, molecular function: UDP phosphatase activity; GDP phosphatase activity. NCBI's taxonomy places the organism in Eukaryota, Metazoa, Chordata, Mammalia, Chiroptera, Phyllostomidae. Bases 200 to 1792 code for a protein of 530 amino acids. The transcript has 11 exons. Gene Ontology annotation, biological process: nucleoside diphosphate catabolic process. The record is from RefSeq and is a predicted model, not a curated record. Gene Ontology annotation, cellular component: plasma membrane.
GCGCCGCAGCCGCUCCGCCCAGCCUCCCCGGCGCCUCCGCCGUAGCCUCCUGCACGCUGUCCGCCGGCUGCAACUGCGGCAGCUCCGGUCGCCUUCCUCGCGUCGUCCGCGCACAGUGUGCAAGGCUUUUGAACUUUAUACAUCUGGGGCCUGGACGCAUCGUCAUUCCGUGUUCUCUCAGCCGCAGCUGGGUGAAGAGAUGUUCAGUGUCCUGACCCGCCAGCCUUGUGAGCAAGCAGGCCUCAGGGCUCUCUCCCGAACUCCAGCCGUCGUCGCCUUGGUGGUCUUGCUUUUGAGCAUCGUGGUCCUGGUGACCGUCACACUCAUCCAGACUCACCACCAAGAGGUUCUCCUUCCAGGACUGAAGUAUGGAAUCGUGCUCGACGCCGGGUCUUCCAGAACCACCGUCUAUGUGUAUCAGUGGCCAGCGGAGAAGGAGAAUAAUACCGGAGUGGUCAGCCAGACCUACAAAUGCAGCGUGAAAGGCUCCGGGAUCUCCAGCUAUGGGAAUAACCCCCAAGAUGUCCCCAAAGCCUUUGAGGACUGCAUGCAAAAGGUCCAAGAGCAGAUUCCAGCCCACCUGCAUGGAUCCACGUGCGUUUACUUGGGGGCCACGGCCGGGAUGCGCUUGCUGAGGUUGCAGAACGAAACGGCAGCUAACGAAGUCCUCGCGAGCAUCCAAAACUACUUCCAGUCCCAGCCCUUUGAUUUUAGGGGUGCUCAAAUCAUUUCUGGGCAAGAGGAAGGAAUAUAUGGAUGGAUUACAGCCAACUAUUUAAUGGGCAAUUUCCUGGAGAAGGACCUAUGGCACAUGUGGGCGCAUCCGAAUGGAGUGGAGACCACAGGCGCCCUGGAUUUAGGCGGCGCCUCCACCCAGAUAUCCUUCGCAGUGGGAGAGACGGCGGAGCUGAACACCAGUGACAUUGUGCGGGUGUCCCUGUAUGGCUACGUGUACCCACUCUACACACGCAGCUUCCAGUGCUAUGGCCGCAAUGAGGCUGAGAAGAGAUUUCUGGCAAUGCUCCUUCAGAAUUCUACCACCAAAACCAAUGUCAUCAACCCCUGCUACCCUCGCGAUUACUCCACCUCCCUCAAAGGAGGCCACGUAUUCGACAGCCCGUGCACAGAGGAUCUGAAGCCUGGACGUUAUGACCCCAACGACACCAUCACUUUUGAAGGAACCGGGGACCCAUUGCUGUGCAGGGUGAAGGUGGCCUCCCUGUUUGCCUUCAAAGCUUGCCGCGGGCGAGAAGUCAGCUGCUUUGAUGGUAUUUAUCAGCCGGCAGUUAAAGGAUCUUUCGUGGCCUUUGCAGGGUUCUUCUACACAGCCAGCGCUUUGAACCUCACGGGCAGCUUUUCCCUGAGCACCUUCAACUCCAGCACCUGGGAUUUCUGCUCACAGAAUUGGGGUCAGCUCCCGCAGCUGCUGCCCCGGUUCGAUGAAGCCUAUGCCCGCUCCUACUGCUUCUCCGCCCACUAUAUCUACCACUUGCUCGUGAGCGGGUACAGAUUCACCGAGGACACCUGGCCCCAGAUCUGUUUUAAAAAAGAAGUGGAAAACAGCAGCAUAGCCUGGUCUCUGGGCUACAUGCUCAGCCUGACCAACCAGAUCCCAGCAGAAAUGCCCCUGGUCCGCCUGCCCCUGAAGCCCCCGACCUUUAUGAGCACCAUGGCCUUCUUCACGGGAGUGGCCUUGCUGAGCCUGGCCUUCCUGGUGGUCUACCUGUACAUGUCGUCCAGGAAACAGCGGCGCUCCCAGCAUGUCUUGGACCACACGGUGGAUUCUGAGUGAGCCUUGGAAGCAGCUUCUGGAACCAAAGGGCCACCCAGACCCAGCCUGGGCGGCACCAGACAAUGCACAUGAAAUGCCUGUCUGCGGGGGACACAACCAAAGUCAAAUACUUAGGUCGUGCGCCCCCUCAGACACCGACCGAUGCCAAAGCACCUCCUGGGGAGUCCCUCAACUGUUCUGUGUACCUUGCUCCUCCAGGGAUGCCACCCCCUGGCUUGCUGGCCUCCUGGGAGCAGGGAAGACGGGCCAUCAAAGUCAGGCUCUGUAUUCCCGUGCCCAGGAGGGAAAGUAAGCGGAGCCUAAGACAGUUUAGUGUUGAAGAACUGGCUUCAGGGCUCCUUCCGCACUCUGUCCUCCAUCGGAAGCGCCGUGUUCCUCCUGGUGAGUUUGGAGGCUGCACCCACGCAGCCUUUGACCCAGUCCUAGAGCUGGUUUUGUGGCUUUCUCCCAAUUGUCCUUAACUGAGACUUCCCUCUAGCAAUCCCAUACACAUGCAGCUCCUUCAGACCGUCGAACAGUCUUUGGGAGAGACAACGCCUUUACGCCAAACAACGGUGGUCACAGCCAGCUUCUGUCAUGCAGGCAGAAAGAACCUGAAGGACAGACACACAGCAAGUCUCCCAGAAAACUCCUGGCCAUUUUCGAAGUGGGGUUCCCACUCGGGCCUCUGGUCGUUAGACUGCAGCUGAUGUGUGUGGCACUAUCUUGCCCUCCCCUGCCCACUGCUCUUGUUGUCGUAGGCAGCGUGUGCUGCUGGCGAGGGUGUGGCACCCCAGAUCACUUCUCCAUCCUUCCGUUGUUCGCAUGGAGUGCGCAUUUUGUCCACCGUUCCCGCAGGUAUACUUGAUGCUGUCACAUGCUGUUCCGGCAUCUGCCUACCAGUUACUUAGCUACGUGGUAGACCUUGCUGCAUAGUAGCCAUUGUUCUCGACUUUGGAGAAAGAAAAGGAAGCUGCAGGGACAUUUAACACGGAAGUGGGAUGAGAAAGAACGCCAGCAUGUCAAUGGCUACCAAGUAAAAAUCAACAUGCUUUCAGAUUGUUGUUUGGUAGCUUGCCGGGGAAUAAAGGACUCAAUUUAUUUUGA